Messenger RNA from Spodoptera frugiperda (fall armyworm), 5019 nucleotides. Its product is annotated as NAD(P) transhydrogenase, mitochondrial. The transcript is spliced from 23 exons. Lineage: Eukaryota; Metazoa; Arthropoda; Insecta; Lepidoptera; Noctuidae. Bases 220 to 3366 code for a protein of 1048 amino acids. Gene Ontology annotation, biological process: proton transmembrane transport; NADPH regeneration. Gene Ontology annotation, molecular function: NADP binding; NAD binding. The record is from RefSeq and is a predicted model, not a curated record. Gene Ontology annotation, cellular component: mitochondrial inner membrane.
CUUGAAAGUUGAAAUUUGAAAACAAAGCGUCAGUGCAGUUUGUUCAGCGCACGUACUGUGCGACGAACGGCAGGGUUACAUCUUAAUCGGAUAUUAUCAAUUGCUUUUGCCGGUUGCCGCCUUGCUGGAAUUCUUCGUUUUGCCGUUCGCCUGCUGCCCGCUGACUGGCUGAGAGUGCUUGGCUCACGAAACGAACAGACCCAACCGUAACUAGCCAUUAUGUCUGGGUCAGUGAGAUUACUAUGUAUUCGCAAGCCUCUGCAGCGGUCAUGGCAUUACCGGCUUUCAAGUUCUUCAGCAACAGCACCUCCUACUCCUGGCAUACCAUACUCUAAACUUAGUGUAGGUAUACCUAAGGAAAUCUGGGAAAAUGAGAAAAGAGUGGCUGUAGUACCAGCAGUAGUUAGCAAAUUAGUUAAGAAGGGCUUCAGUGUUAAUAUUGAAGAAAAUGCUGGAGCAUUAGCUAAUUUUCCAAAUAAAACUUAUGAAGAAGCAGGAGCAAAAGUUACUAGCUUAAAGGACACAUUCCAAUCUGAUAUAAUUCUAAAAGUUCGCCCACUAAUAGACCAUGAAGUACAAAGUGUUAGACCUGAAGGGACACUUAUAUCAUUUCUAUAUCCUGCCCAAAAUCAAGAAUUGAUAAAGAAGCUGGCUGACAAAAAUGUCAAUGCAUUUGCAAUGGACUGUGUCCCUCGUAUAAGUCGCGCCCAAGCAUUCGACGCGCUCAGCUCCAUGGCAAAUGUAGCAGGAUACCGUGCAGUGAUUGAAGCUGCAGCCCAUUUCCCUCGAUUCUUUUCUGGUCAGAUGACGGCUGCAGGCCGUGUGCCGCCCUGCCGCGUGCUGGUGGUGGGCGGCGGCGUGGCGGGUCUGGCCGCCGCCGCGCAAGCUCGCUGCAUGGGCGCCGCCGUCAGGGCCUUCGACACCCGCCCGGCUGUGCGUGAGCAGAUCGAGAGUCUUGGGGCGCAGUUCAUCACAAUGGACAUGAAGGAGGAAGGUGCUGGCGCAGGUGGAUAUGCGAAGGAGAUGAGUCAAGAGUUCCUCGACGCUGAGAGGGCCCUCCUCGGUAAGGAGGCUAGAACAUCUGACGUAGUUAUCACUACUGCGCUUAUUCCUGGAAAACCAGCGCCAGUCCUGAUUCUCGAGGAUGCCGUCCGUGACAUGGCUCCUGGCAGUGUCAUAGUAGACUUGGCAGCAGAGAUGGGUGGCAAUGUUCAGACGACGAAGAAAGGCCAGAUCUCCAAGAUACACGGGGUGACACACAUCGGCCUGACAGACAUGCCCAGCCGCAUGCCUGCGCACGCCUCCACGCUGUAUGCUAACAACAUCUCCGGGUUCCUGUUCAGCUUGGGUACAAACGACCACUUCCACAUCAACUUGGAGGACGAAGUGACCCGCGGAGCUAUAGUGCUGAAGGCUGGAGAGUUGCUGUGGCCGGCCCCGCCCCCACCCAGCAUGGCGGCCGUGCAAGCGUCCUCGCCCACACCCAGCGCGGUCGCUAAACCAGAACCACCUAAUCCAUUCAACGAGACCUUGAAAGAUGCCUUCUUGUACUCCACAGGAUUGGCUGGUUUGAUUGGUCUGGGAAUAGCGGCGCCUAAUCCUGCUUUCACGACUAUGACUACAACACUUGCACUAUCAGGUGUGGUGGGCUACCACACAGUAUGGGGCGUGGUGCCAGCCUUGCACUCUCCCCUGAUGUCGGUGACCAACGCCGUGUCGGGCAUCACUGCCGUCGGGGGCCUGCUCCUCAUGGGCGGCGGGUACUUGCCCGAGACACCAGUACAGUGGUUGGCGAGCACAGCGGCGCUUAUAUCGUUUGUCAACGUGUUCGGCGGUUUCCUCGUCACGCAGCGCAUGUUGGACAUGUUCAAAAGGCCAACUGAUCCUCCAGAAUAUGGAUACCUGUAUGGAAUCCCGGCUGCAGCUCUUCUCGGCGGAUACAUAACUGCUGCCAUGCAGGGUUACCCUGAAGUUCACCAGAUUGCUUACCUCGCAUCAUCAUUGUGCUGUGUUGGAGCACUUGCAGGACUUAGCUCCCAAACCACCGCUCGCAAAGGAAAUUACCUUGGAAUGAUCGGUGUAUCAGGAGGUAUUGCCGCCACAUUGGGCAUGCUCACACCAAGCCACCCAGUGUUGGCCCAAAUGUUGGGAGUCGCUGGUAUUGGCGGUCUUAUUGGCAGCACUAUUGCCAAGAAAAUUGAAAUCACUGACCUCCCGCAACUUGUAGCUGGUUUCCACAGUCUUGUCGGCAUGGCGGCAGUAUUAACGUGCUUGGCCACGUACAUGCACGACUUCCCCGCGAUGGCGAUGGACCCCACCGCCGCUACGCUGAAGACAUCUCUGUUCCUUGGCACAUACAUCGGAGGCAUCACAUUCACCGGAUCUCUGGUGGCAUACGGCAAGCUGCAAGGCUCGCUGUCGUCGGCGCCGCUAAUGCUGCCGGGGCGGCACGCCAUCAACGCGGGGCUGCUGGCGGGGUCGCUGGGCUGCGGCGGCGCGCUGCUGGCCUUCCCCGACGUGCCCGGCCUGCCGCUGCUGUCCGCCGCCGCCGUGCUCAGCGGCAUACAGGGACUCACUCUCACCGCUGCCAUCGGAGGUGCGGACAUGCCCGUGGUGAUCACAGUAUUGAACAGCUACUCCGGCUGGGCGCUGUGCGCUGAAGGGUUCAUGCUGAACAACUCUUUGAUGACCAUUGUUGGUGCCCUUAUCGGCAGCUCUGGUGCUAUCCUUUCAUACAUCAUGUGCAAGGCUAUGAACAGGUCUCUGCCUAACGUAAUCCUGGGAGGAUACGGAGUGACGAGCAGUGGUUCGGCGCGCCCCGCCGGCGCCACGCACACAGAGGUCACUGUCGACUCGGCCGCCGAGCUCAUCCACCGCGCCUCCAACAUUAUUAUCACUCCUGGUUACGGUCUCUGUGUUGCUAAAGCGCAAUACCCUAUCGCGGAACUGGUAGAUAUUCUAAAGGGAAUCGGAAAGAAAGUUCGUUUCGCCAUCCACCCUGUUGCAGGUCGUAUGCCGGGACAGUUGAACGUACUGCUCGCCGAAGCUGGUGUUCCCUAUGAUGACGUGUUUGAAAUGGAGGAAAUAAACGACGAUUUCCCAGAAACUGAUCUCGUAUUAGUAAUUGGUGCCAACGACACCGUGAACAGCGCUGCAGAGACCGACCCUCAGUCUCCCAUCGCUGGCAUGCCUGUACUUAAAGUCUGGAAAGCGAAUCAGGUGGUAGUAAUGAAGCGAUCGAUGGGUGUCGGUUACGCCGCCGUAGACAAUCCCAUCUUCUACAACAACAACACCGCCAUGUUGCUCGGAGACGCCAAGAAGACUUGUGAUGCGCUACUCGACCGCAUCAAACAUCUCACCGCUUAAGUAAGAUAGUGAUAAUUGUAUGUACCAAAUACCUACUUGUUAUUUGGGUAUGACUGUAGUUGCAGUCUAACAAAAUAUCAUAUAGGUAAUCCAAUUUAAUUUCGCCGAGUACUAGUCUUAUAUUAAUAAAUCAGGUUGUUUUUGCUAUAGAAGUCAGAGAAGAUGUUUUAAAUUGAUGUUUAGAUGCACAGUUCAUCGUUGAGUGUGUGACUCACCCAUCUAUAUGAUUGUCAAUUACAACUUUUGAUAUGUUCUUGUUAACCUUUGAUGAAACGUAAAUAUUUUGUUGUAUAGAAUUUAUUCUCAGCGUUUACCAGCAUAUUUGCGCAUGUACUUUUGAUGAAAUAGGUAAUAAAUUUAGGACAUUUCGAUCAUUGACAUAUUUUGUAAGGGACAGUAACAUCACAUUUUCAUUGACCAACACAUGGUUUCUGUCGGAGCAAACAAUUUUGUUAUCGUGGGCAAAUUACAGACCGAAGUUAUUUUCGUAACAUUAACCUAACGUAUUUGCCAAUUCUAGUUGGGGAAUUGAUGUGCGAAUGUUAUCGUAUACAUUUUUUUAUGUAAAAAAUGUAUGACGAUAGAAUAAGAAGAGUAUUCGAAUGUAGAUGCUUCGUAAGAAAACGUGUGAUGGUUUAAAUGCCACCCAACAAAAUAUCACUUUCAUUGCUCAUUAAUUAAGACUGUCAGUUUUGACGCCAUAUUUUUUUUAUAAUGUGGGCUAUUGUGCAUUACAAUAGUCUUAUUUUUUUUAAAUUUUAAGUCUGUCAUGCUUUUAUGUUUUUUAUGCUAAUGCAAAUUAUAUAAAUCUUUAUCCAAAAUGGUGCCUAAAAUAUCCAAUGUGUUCUUCGUAAUCGAGUGUCAUAACUUUUUAUUGUACUUUGCUACUUUUGGGACUGAAUAGAAAUAAUAAUAAAACAAAGCGAUGUGGCCAAAAUAACGCUUUUCCUAAUAUUAAGAACCAUAUGUGCCUUUAAUUUGCAACAAUUUGAGUAUCUCUUAACAGCUAGUCUAUAAGAUAUUAUUAUUGAAAUUAUUAAAUAAGAUUUUAAUGGAUUUUUAUGUAUAGUAUCUCCAAAUUAAAUUUUGUAUACAUAAAAUUAUAUUCAAAUGUAGUUCAUAUUUGUAUUAUACUAUGUUAAACAUUUGAGAUUUUUAUAUACCUCUGUAUUUUUUUUAUUAUUUUAACUACACAUUGUGGAUUGAGUAUAUCCUAAAUGACUGGAAUGCAUUUAAACAAGAGCAUGCACCUCCCUUCACAUUCCACCAAUAAACAUGUAUGCAUCACACAACAAUGUCAGUGGAGGUUUUUAUAAAUAAUAAUUAUAAUUGUCAUUGUAGAUAUUUUUGUAAUUUAAGAGAAACAGUGAGUAUACCAGUUGUAAUAAUAGUUGUAUGUCAACACUGUUCUAUGUUAUAUGAACAACAUCAUUCCAACAAUAUUAUUACGUUAUUUCAUAUGUAAGUACUUACUUAGUUUAUGACGCUAGAACAUUGAGCUUUUUCAUGGGCCUACUUGAGGGCUCAAUUUUUAUCAAAAAUAUGAUUGUAUUUGUUAUAAUGAAAUGUUAACAUUUAAUAUCCAUGGAAUGUUUUGAUAAAUUUAUGAAUUAAUUGUGCCUUUUGAAAAUAAAGAAUGACUUAAACAAAUAA